AUGUACCUAUACCGAAAUCGCCAAUUUGCUCCAAUCAUUGGGGCCAGACGAGCCAAGAGGACAGCGAUCACAGUCUCUGUCCAGCCCUCAGCCACCACCGUUGAGCAUCCUUUCCAGAAUUACUGGACUAAAGACGGGGGCCUCGCCGAGGUCAUUACGGUGUUGCCGAAAAGAGAACGUGCGCUGUCGUUGGUUGAGAACUUUUUCGCUUCCGUUGAUCCCCUAUAUCCAAUGCUGUCUCGAGAGGAUCUGAUUGCAGAGAUGGAGCACCUCUGGGCCAUGUCGCUGGAAGACAAAUACUGCUACGACGCAGCCAAGCUCGCGCUGCACUUCGUCGUUUACGCUGCUGGUGCUUACUUCGCACCGGAUAUCGAGCCGGACGAACGUGGUUGUAUGGCUGAUAUCUACCUCUCAGCAAGCCAUCAAUCGCUCUGUCUGUGCUCGUAUCUAGGCAAAUUCUCUCUGGGCACGGCUCAAGUCAUUCUCCUCAUCGGCCACCUGCUCAUCAACACGAAUCGCAUCUCGGAAGCGUGGACAUUCUCGGGAAUCUUGGUCCGUCAGGCUUAUGCCCUCCGCUUGCACCGAAGCCUAGACUCUGACCCAGGCGGGCUUUUCGACCAACAUCGCCAGCUCCAAAGACGAAUAUGGCAGGCGGUGGUCGUCCAGGACGUGAGCAUAGCAUAUCACUUGCACUUGCCACCUUCAGCAGUACGAUGCAUUGAGCGCCUAAAUCUAGUCGACCCUAUGAUUGAGACAGAUUUCGAACCCGACGUCGCAUACGAACAAUCCAUGUGGCAGUGGGCGACCUUCGUACAAGAGCACAUCUGCAUCCCGCAAGCCAUCGGCACACCCAUCACCACCAGCGCCUCGCAUAAAACGACAUUGAUCGCCUGCUUCCGCGACAUGUACUCCAACUGGAAGUACCCUUUCAACUCGCAGAACCCCAAGCGUUUCGAGACGGUAGAUCUCCGUUUGGCUCGACAGUUAGUGACUAUAACCAGCAGCUUCUUUGGCGUCUUGACGGUACUAUAUCUUGACGAAAAUCCGGACGCUGGCGUGUUCGCGGAUGUCUAUGGGUCUAUCGAUGCUACGCAUGAGGCUCUGUCUUCGUUCUUUGCUUUGCUGAGACUAUCUCCUGAGCAGAUGGAUAUGUGGGGCAGUUAUCACACGAGGGCGUAUGCUCAAGCUGUAAGAUAUGGUGAUUGA
Messenger RNA from Zasmidium cellare ATCC 36951, 1206 nucleotides. RefSeq lists its product as uncharacterized. NCBI's taxonomy places the organism in Eukaryota, Fungi, Ascomycota, Dothideomycetes, Mycosphaerellales, Mycosphaerellaceae. Bases 1 to 1206 code for a protein of 401 amino acids. Gene Ontology annotation, cellular component: nucleus. Gene Ontology annotation, molecular function: zinc ion binding; DNA binding. Gene Ontology annotation, biological process: DNA-templated transcription. The transcript is spliced from 2 exons. The record is from RefSeq and is a predicted model, not a curated record.